CUCAGUUGAAAACCGCGUUCGUACAGGCGGAAAAUAUGGAGUUCCACAACACGUUGGUGAUACUGGCUCUUUGUCUACUGUUCGCUGAGGCAAGCAUGCGCGAUCCCCGACAAGACCAUCAGAAAAAUAGACGCGCUCAAAAAUCCAGUUCUACGACGACGGCCAAACCCGAACCCAAAAAGCGCCAGCCGGACGGCCAGUUCAAGAACGAGAUCAAGUACGACCCGAUCGAGGUGCAGUACCAAGUGCAGCAGUACCCGAAUCUAGUAGGCGAGGCCCAUCACCAACAACCAUCGAAUGUGCCGCAGAUCACGCAGACUCUGCAACAGCAACAGGUGAAUUUGCAACAGGUGCACGUACAGCAACCCAUGCUCCAACUGCCCGCCGCCACCUCCCAGCUGCACCCCUUCCACCAGCAGCAGAUCAUCCAGAUGAUCCAGCGGGCGCUGUACGCCACGCAGCGAAACAACCAGCCCACUGCGAUGAUCAUCAUCGCGCAGCCCGCACCAAGGACCGCGCAGCCCGUCUUCGAUAGCCCCUACGUCGGCCACGCGCAGCCCCUGGCGGGCUUCUACCGCCAGCAGGACGACCAGCAGCAGGGCAAAUAUCAACUAGUACAAGAAUCCGCCCCACAACAGCUCCCUCAAUACAUCGCCGAAUCCAACCUCCCCAACCACAUCCCCCAAAACUACCAGUUCCUCCCCGCCGCCUCCCCCUUCAACUACCAACCCACCCCCAUGCCCACCACCCACAUGUCCCCCGUCCAACCAGAAACAUACCCCCACCACCUCUCCCAGAUAUCCCAACUCGCCACCCAACAGUACGCUAGCCCCGCCCACAAAUACGCCGAUCCCGCCUACCGCUUCUCUGGCCCAGCCAACCAGUUCGCCGGCCAAUCGCAGCAGUUCUCUGGCCCAGCCCACCAGUUCGCCGGCCAAUCGCAGCAGUUCUCCGGCUCCGUCCCGGAUUACCUGAGCUCCGCGCACCAGUUCCAGUUCGACGCAGAGUCGCGUGGCGCAGGUGGGAGUGGCCAGGUGGGCGUGCCAGUGCGGUCUUUGCCGCCAAUCAUAACGGGCUUCGAGAAUUUCAGUCCGGAGCAGCAGGAGAAGAUCAAGGAGCAGCUGAGCGCGCAUUUCGGGGCGCCUUUGAAGCUGCUGCAUGGGAAGGAGAGCGCAGGGCAGUACCAGGGGUUGAAUGACGGGGGAUUCGUGCCCAGCCAGCAAGUGAAGGAGGGGAGGAGUGGUAGGAGCAGCAGUAUCAUGAGUCUGACGCCGAAUAAGAGUCAGAAGAUGUAGGGGAUUUUUAAUUAUUGUUUGUGAUUUUAUUUAGUUGAGGGCCAAGUUAUUGAAUGAAGGUGGUGAAUUUCCCGAAUCCUUGAUUGUUCAGUUUUUCCAGAGCAACUUCUGAAUGAAUAAUACACAGAACCCACAUGAGUUCAUUAGGAAGUAGGUUGUACUACUAUACAGGGUGAUUCAUUGAGAAUGAGAAAUCUCUGAACCAUAGAUAGUAAACACUAAAAUAUUGAGAUUGAGCCCAACAUGCCUGAUAGGAAUUUUGGUGGUUCUGGAGAAAUGAGUGAAAAACCUGAAAAGCCUGUUCAACGUUACAUAAAAAAAUGUGAUAUUUUUCGAAUCGUCUAAUUCUAACGGUCUCUGCGUUAUUCGCUUUUGAAGAGAUUUAUGUUCCACUUAUAACAUUUCAAUAAUAUUGAAUAAUAAAGUUAGCAAAGCGAUAGUAGAACACGGUAAUUGAUGACGACAAUCACUAUUAACAGAUAGAUAAACAGAAUUUUUUCAAAGUAAAUGUUCGACCAUCGUUAAGGAAACAUUUAAAAUAAUAUUUUCCCUUACCAACAUCAUUUAUAUAAGACAUGUUGGGUUAAAUCUUCAUAUUUUGGUGUUGGAUAUCUGUAAUUCAGAUAUUUCCCAUUCUUGAUGAGUCGCACUGUAUAGAUAACUACCAAAUUAAUCAAAAACUACUAGAAUAAUCAGUACCCAGUAUUAAGUCAGUACUAAAUGAAUAUUGAAAUACAAAAUUAAAUUACUAUACAGGGUGAUUUCUGAAGUUGCUUCAAGUUGAAAAUCAAUUUUGAUGAUCUGAAAUGUGAAUGCAAAUAUUUGUUGAUCCUACUAUGAGAAGGCUUUUAUUUAUUUUCCUCAAGUUUAACGUCAGCGACUGUAUUUUAUCUCGAGUGGAAACGUAUAUACAUAAUAUUACCUAAUUUUGUCUAAUGGUGACUUUUUUUCAAUGAUUUAAAACAUGUUGCCCUCGCAUGCUUCCUGUUAUGUAGGAGAAAAUUAUGAUGAUUGUAUACAAGUAAAUUUGAAUCGCCUAUUUCCAUUCAAUUGUUGCUGGAUAUCUAUCAGAAUUUGCAGAAUUUUAAUUGAAAAACUCAGAAUCUACACUGCCUGCAUAUAAGUUUAUAAGUACCUACUGAAAUGGAAGAGUUAAAACUAUCAAUUGGUACAUUCAACCUGUAUA
This is a messenger RNA of Phaedon cochleariae (mustard beetle), 2481 nucleotides long. Lineage: Eukaryota; Metazoa; Arthropoda; Insecta; Coleoptera; Chrysomelidae. The record is from the annotation of a GenBank genome assembly.